AUGUCAACAAAUCAAAUUGAUGAUUCCCUUCGCUUUGACGGUCAAACCAUCUUGGUCACCGGAACCACCAAUGGACUUGGUCGCUCAACCAGCUUUGAGCUUGUUAAAAGGGGCGUUGAAACCCUCAUCAUGGGCGUCCGCAACGUAUCGCAGGGAGAGGCCUUGAAGAGAGAACUACUAGCUCUGGCACCUCAAGUAACAGUUCAUGUUGUUGAACUCCAACUUGACGACUUCGUUAGUGUCGUGGCAUUUAGCAAUCAUGUCGCGUCCCUCACGAGCGGACUCGAUGUCGCCGUCUUGAACGCAGGAGUCGGGGGCUACGACUUCAAACUCUCCAAAUCAGGCCACGAAAAUAUCAUACAGGUCAACGUCUACUCUAACACACUAUUGGCGCUAGAACUCCUGCGUCUACUAGAGCAGACAGCCAAGGAAAAGUCUCGGCCCUCCCGUUUGACGUGGGUGGGCAGUUUUGUACAAAUGGAUCACGGUCUGACAAAGAAGUCACUUGCACCCGAUGUCUCGAUCAUGAGCCAACUGGACAGUGUUGACAGGUUCGAUAAAAGCCGAUACCAGGACUCCAAGUUGAUGACCACCUUGAUCGUGGAACGCCUUGCGCAACAUGUCAACAAGGACUUGGUCAUUUUAAAUGAGGUGUCUCCCGGUCCUGCUUUAACCAACUUUGGCGCCACAUAUCCGGCAUACUUUCGCAUCGCUCUCUCGAUCGCUGGGCAUUUCAUCAACAAAGACAAGCAGAUCGCCAAUGGAGUCAAGAAUUAUCUCCAUGCGAUGGCCGUUGUUGGGCAAGAGUCUCAUGGGCAAUAUAUUAGCGACUACAAGCUCACGCCUCGGGCGCCUUUCACCAUGUCUGCAGAUGGGCACAGUGUAGGAGACAGUCUUUUCACAGAGCUAAUAGCUGAAUGCUAUAAGGCCGACGAAUCUUUGAAGCAUAUCUGA
Messenger RNA from Fusarium sp. VM40, 954 nucleotides. The record is from the annotation of a GenBank genome assembly. NCBI's taxonomy places the organism in Eukaryota, Fungi, Ascomycota, Sordariomycetes, Hypocreales, Nectriaceae.